This is a messenger RNA of Chinchilla lanigera (long-tailed chinchilla), 537 nucleotides long. Its product is annotated as basic proline-rich protein-like. NCBI's taxonomy places the organism in Eukaryota, Metazoa, Chordata, Mammalia, Rodentia, Chinchillidae. The record is from RefSeq and is a predicted model, not a curated record.
CCCUCCUGGGAGGCCGAGGCGGCAGGGCCCCCGGCGCACCCCACUUCCUCCGGGGCUCCGCAGUCGCAUUUCGGAUUCUCUGGGCCUGAUGACGCAGCAGCACCAGGCUUGUCGGGACUCGCGCUCCUGCGGGGCAGAGCCGGCCGCCGCCCAGUCAGACGCAGGGCCGCUCGGGGUUCGCCAGCCCCGGGGCCGCCCCCAGCCCCCAGCUCCCGCAGGGGCCUUAUCGCGGCCUCUUUCGCUCUCGUCUGGUGGAGCCGGAAUCCGGAUCUUCUGACUCUGAAAUCCAAGUUCUUUCUUCUGCAGCCCUCCAGAAGAUUAGGAUUUUCAAAGCAUUCUGUUAUCUCAGUAGAUCCCCAAGCAACCCAAAGUGGGUACUAUUAUUAUUCCCCCAUUUGCAGAUUAGGAAAGAGGCUCUGGGGUUAAGCCAUUUGCUGAAGGUCACCCAGCUGAUAAGGGACCGAGAGAACCCUAGAAACCAAGCUCCAAGUAAAAGCUGUUUAUCCCCGGAGAGUAACCUUAGCUGGGCGUGGUGAC